Molecule: messenger RNA, 231 nt
Organism: Talaromyces proteolyticus
Lineage: Eukaryota; Fungi; Ascomycota; Eurotiomycetes; Eurotiales; Trichocomaceae
Exons: 3
Coding region: 1-231 (76 amino acids)
Source: RefSeq, a predicted model, not a curated record
AUGCAGAAGAAAAACGUGAAAGACAAGAUUGGGAAGCCUAUUCAUGAACAGGAUUAUGUUUUCACAAGGUAUCGUGGAGGCACGCAUGAGGGAAGGGUUGAAAAAAUCGUAAUGUCCCGAGAAGAAGCCGAGGACGAAGGAGUAUCAAACCCCCCUAAGGUCGUAUAUACUGAUCAACAUGGACAUCCCGUAGCGCACAACCCUCAAACGCUGAUAAAGGACGACGAGUAA